AUGAGAAGCAAAUCCAUCUUAGCUGGUGCCGUUAAUGUUCCAAUUGAACCAACAUCAAAUGUUGACUCACGAACGACAAACAAUAUUGUCAUAAAGAACUAUAGUUCGGAGUGUUUGAAAGAAAAAGAACCAGAGCUGAAAUCCGUGAAUUUAAACACAGCUUCAAACGCUAACGCUACAUCAGAUGUUAAGUUAGAGUAUCCACCACUGGACCAAAUUCUUUCAAGAGAAGCCAACGACAACCCUUACACAAAUGUUCAAACAAAUCCUUCAGAUAACGUAGACCAUUACCUUCUUCAGUUAUACCAAACAAUUUUACUCAAAGACGAUAAGAAGCUUUUGACAAAUCUUAUAAGUAAGAACCAAAUAAUUCUAACAAAGGAGGACCUUGA
Molecule: messenger RNA, 392 nt
Organism: Trichomonas vaginalis G3
Lineage: Eukaryota; Parabasalia; Trichomonadida; Trichomonadidae
Exons: 1
Source: RefSeq, a predicted model, not a curated record